Messenger RNA from Schistocerca nitens (vagrant locust), 3581 nucleotides. It is a transcript of the gene Pak, whose product is annotated as serine/threonine-protein kinase Pak. Gene Ontology annotation, cellular component: cytoplasm. NCBI's taxonomy places the organism in Eukaryota, Metazoa, Arthropoda, Insecta, Orthoptera, Acrididae. The transcript is spliced from 10 exons. Gene Ontology annotation, biological process: protein phosphorylation; regulation of MAPK cascade; intracellular signal transduction. Gene Ontology annotation, molecular function: ATP binding; protein serine/threonine kinase activity. The record is from RefSeq and is a predicted model, not a curated record. Bases 378 to 2108 code for a protein of 576 amino acids.
GGUGAUGGCGGCUGCAAGGAUUGUGUGGGAACAAGUGAAAUAACUGACAUCUGACGCAUGGUGUUUGUGUGGGUGGAACUCGGGAGUUGGUGUUUACCACAGACAUUACCUUCGUGACAUUCACUGAUUAAGUGUUCGAAGCCGAGGCUCUGUAACCAUGCUGACUGCUCGCGCACGUCGAUUCCUAUCCAAAAUAUUCAUCUGUGGUGUUCAGUUCACUUGUGAUUGAGUGCAAUAACGAAUGAUAUUAGGUGACUGUGUUUUUUGCAGUCUUCCAAACGACACGGUGAAUCUAUAGCAUCUUGCACGGACUCUAGAAGUGGCGGUCUUUAGCCUGGAGGAAACGGAUUUUGACUCACUGAUAUUAAACUGGUAAAAUGUCAGACGACGAGGAUAAGCCACCAGCACCUCCUGUUAGACUGACAAGCAAUAGGGGCGAUUCCACUCCUAAUUUACCGGUAGAUAUGCGACCCCUUCCUAAAGAACCAGACUCUGAAGACAGGAAGAAAAAAAUGUUGAAAGGAAAGAUCAAGCAAAAAGCUAAGGAAAACGAGAAACCUAAUAUAUCAUACCCAACGAACUUUGAACAUACAGUGCAUGUGGGAUUUGAUGCAGUUACAGGCGAGUUUACGGGUAUGCCAGAAGCAUGGGCAAGGUUACUGAUGAGUUCAAACAUCAGCAAACAGGAGCAGAAGAGCAACCCACAAGCUGUGUUAGAUGUCCUCAACUGGUUUGAUAACUCAAGCAAAGAAACCAAGGGUUCAAAGUACAUGACAACAACUAAAAUGGUUGCAACAGCUGAAUUAGCCCCAUCCCCAAGACCCAGUUUGCGGCAAGUGACAACGCAAUCUGGGUCAAGUCAUAGCCAGCAUAGCCUCAGCCAGCCCUCUAGUAGCAGCCCUUCGUCAACAACACCAGAUACAGAGGGAGGAGGAAAUGUCACUUCAGCCCCAACUAGCAGUGAGGUGGAUGAAGAACCCCCACCUCCACCUGUUGCUGCUCGGCCAGAACGUACAAAAUCUAUAUACACCAAACCAAUAGAAGAGGAAACAACAACAGCCCCAGCAGCUACAACAACAGCGACUACAACCACAUCGGUGGCUGCUGCACCGCGCACAACAAAUGGCACACUGGACAAGAAUAGGAAUAAUAAUGUCAGUGUAGGUGCUGGUGUAGAUGCAAGGACACCUAGUGAUAAAGCGCGUAAGAAAAAAAUGAGUGAUGAAGAAAUACUUGAAAAACUGAGAACUAUAGUCAGUGUUGGUGAUCCCAAUAGGAAGUAUACAAAGAUGGAGAAGAUUGGGCAGGGUGCAUCAGGGACGGUGUACACUGCUAUUGAGACUUCCACGGGGAUGGAGGUAGCUAUCAAGCAGAUGAACCUAUCGCAACAACCCAAGAAAGAGCUUAUUAUUAAUGAAAUAUUGGUGAUGCGAGAAAACAAACAUCCCAAUGUUGUUAAUUACCUGGACAGUUAUCUAGUUGGGGAAGAGCUUUGGGUGGUGAUGGAAUACCUGCCAGGCGGCUCAUUGACAGAUGUGGUUACAGAAACUUGUAUGGAUGAAGGACAGAUUGCAUCUGUCUGCAGGGAAGUUCUUCAAGCCUUGGAGUUUCUGCACAGUAAUCAGGUCAUACACCGUGAUAUUAAAUCAGACAAUAUACUGUUAGGUCUGGAUGGCAGUGUUAAACUGACUGACUUCGGAUUUUGUGCUCAAAUUUCACCAGAGCAGUCAAAACGUACAACUAUGGUAGGGACGCCAUACUGGAUGGCUCCAGAAGUUGUAACUAGGAAGCAAUAUGGGCCCAAAGUUGACAUUUGGUCUCUUGGGAUUAUGGCUAUUGAGAUGAUAGAAGGUGAACCUCCAUAUUUGAAUGAGAACCCUCUCCGGGCCUUGUAUCUUAUAGCAACAAAUGGAAAACCUGAGAUAAAGGAGAAAGAAAAACUCUCUCAGAUAUUUCAGGACUUUCUAGAUCAAUGUCUUGAAGUGGAGGUAGAGAAAAGGGCAGCGGCCUCAGAAUUAUUGAAGCAUCCUUUCCUGAAAAUUGCCCGGCCGCUAGCAAGUCUGACACCUCUCAUAAUGGCUGCAAAAGAUGCAGCCAGGAAUCAUUAGAGCUGUAGACCAGGAACACAGCCGUAUGAUGGAACUUGACUUUUGACAUGCAGCGACCACAGAGCUUUAAGUAGAAGCAGUCGAUUGUGUGUUGUGCCACUGGGAACAAUUCUUGCAAUUCUGUGUACCUGGCUUUUUGUGCUGGGUGACAAGGAAGUUUUUCACUUAGUGUAAAGUUUUGUUGUGAAUAUUUUUUGGAGAACCCAGUGAUGUGAGGUAUAUAGUCCACAGAGAAAAAUGAAUGUGACCCUUGAUGCAAAAGCUGGUCAUGGGUCUGUGCAGCUAAAUGCAGUUAUUUUACAUAUUUAAAUAGCUUUGCAUCUAGGCCACAUUUUUAUGCUGUGAUGCUGUUGAGAGAGAAUGGACAGUGCUGUAGAUGUGUGAGUAACUAAAAUGUGGAGCACAGAUCACGGGUGUCAGAUGUGUUCUUAUUUUUCUUCCAACCAAAGAGGUGCAUUUAGAUUUAUUAAUGGUCAUAUGCAAGGUGUUUUCUGAAACAGUAAGGCUUCUGACCCAGUUAACAUCUUGUUCAUGCUGGGUAAAUCUUUGAUUGGAAUGUUUCGGAGGUGCACUACUUUCUGUAAUCAAUAUUCUAAUGUGUAAAAUGAGAGAGCUGCUAUUUUAAGAUUACCAUUAACAUGCCGGUAACCAUAUUUGAGAUGUAGAUGUGUUAAGUUUCGUAUUCACUGCCUUUUUUUCUUUACUUUUAAAGAUAAGUUCUUAUUUCCUUGACUAUUUUAGAUUGUAACUUUGCAGUAAUACUAAAAACCAGUAUUAUAUUAUCUGUGUAGGAAAGGCAUCCCUGAAAGCUAGUAGUGUUACAUAAUUCUAUGAUAACGAUAUAGGAAGUUCAUUUUAUUAUGGUUUUAAAUGUUUCUGGACAGUCAUAUCUCCAUCAAUUUGUAUACAGAUUUUGGUAAAAAUAACGGAAAAUAGUCAUUCCGUGCUUCUUGGUGAACAGCUUAGGGAUGCAACACAAUGACUGAAAAUGUGCCCUAGUCAUUAUCAUCAGCUGAAUUCUGAUGCUAGUACAGAAUUUUAUAAUUUUGACAAUGUGAGUAAAAGAUAAUUGCCAUUGCAUUCAAAAAUAUGUGAACAAUUUGGGACUAUUUUUUGCAAACUGCAAUAAAUGCAAAAUAUUUUUAUAUUUUGUCCUCUUGUGAUUAUAAUUUUUAAGCUGUUUAGACAGAAUGAUAAUAUAAUGUGAAAUGUUUUGCUCCAGAAAAAGAUCAUGUAAUAAACAUGAUAGGAACAGCUAAGAAUGUGAUAUUGACAUUUGUGAUUUCCUUACAGUGUCUCUGUCAGCAGUUUGAUUGUGCAGUGUGUGUUGUCUCUGGAUACAUUGGAUGACCAAGAGUGCACACUGUUCCUGCUGACUUGCUACUCUGUUUGAUGUGUUAGAGAAUAUUCACAACAAAAAAUAAACAGAAUUUCAUGGCCUGUAAUUUAAUGGUUGCUCUGUAGUUCCCGUGC